Molecule: messenger RNA, 1559 nt
Organism: Puma concolor (puma)
Lineage: Eukaryota; Metazoa; Chordata; Mammalia; Carnivora; Felidae
Source: RefSeq, a predicted model, not a curated record
AUGAUGAGGCCAGGGCUGGCACUGCCGGUGGACAAGGUCCUGCAGAAGUUUCUGACCUACGGGCAGCACUGUGAGCAGAGCCUGGAGGAGCUGCUACACUACGUGGGCCAGCUGCGGGCUGAGCUGGCCAAUGCAGCCCUCCAGGGGACCCCUCUCUCUGCCACCCUCUCCCUGGUGAUGUCCCAGUGCUGCCGGAAGAUCAAAGACACUGUGCAGAAACUGGCUUCGGACCACAAGGACAUUCACAGCAGCGUCUCUCGAGUGGGCAAAGCCAUCGACAGGAACUUUGACUCUGAGAUCUGUGGUGUCGUCUCCGACGCAGUGUGGGACUCACGGGAGAAGCAGCAGCAGAUCCUACAGAUGGCCAUCGUGGAGCACCUGUACCAGCAGGGCAUGCUCAGUGUUGCCGAGGAGCUGUGCCAGGAAUCCACCCUGAAUGUGGACUUGGACUUUAAGCAACCCUUCCUGGAGCUGAAUCGAAUCCUGGAAGCUCUGCACGAACAAGACCUAGGGCCGGCGUUGGAGUGGGCCAUCUCCCACAGGCAGCGUCUGCUCGAGCUCAACAGUUCCCUGGAGUUCAAGCUGCACCGACUGCACUUCAUCCGGCUCCUGGCGAGCGGCCCCGAGAAGCAGCUAGAGGCCCUCAGCUAUGCCCGGCACUUUCAGCCAUUUGCACGGCUGCACCAGCGAGAAAUCCAGGUGAUGAUGGGCAGUCUGGUGUACCUGCGGCUGGGCUUGGAGAAGUCGCCCUACUGCCACCUUCUGGACAACAGCCACUGGGCAGAGAUCUGCGAGACCUUUACCCGGGAUGCCUGUUCCCUGCUGGGGCUCUCGGUGGAGUCGCCCCUCAGCGUCAGCUUUGCCUCUGGCUGUGUGGCGCUGCCGGUGCUGAUGAACAUCAAGGCUGUGAUUGAGCAGCGGCAGUGCACGGGGGUCUGGAGUCACAAGGAUGAGUUACCGAUCGAGAUCGAACUGGGCAUGAAGUGCUGGUACCACUCGGUGUUUGCCUGCCCCAUCCUACGGCAGCAGACGUCAGAUUCCAACCCUCCCAUCAAGCUCAUCUGCGGCCACGUGAUCUCUCGAGAUGCGCUCAACAAGCUCAUUAACGGUGGAAAGCUCAAGUGUCCCUACUGUCCCAUGGAGCAGAACCCAGCUGACGGGAAACGCAUCAUAUUCUGAUACCCGCCUGGGAGGAACUUUGCAAAAGGGGCUUUUCACCCUUGAGCCUUGGUCUUGUCUACGCGGGGGUAGCUGCUGUCUGUGGAUUGUGGUUCACUUCAGCGCAAAUGGCCGAGUGCCACUCCAGGCAGAGGCCAAGAAGGGAGAUGAACCAGUUUGUGCCAGGCAGCUGGCUCCUUGGCCAUGACGGUAGGCAGACACUGGCCUCUGCACUCCUGCCGUUUCCCUAUCUGUAUCUGCCACUGACUUAGUCACAACCAACAGAGAGGCAGAGGACUUGGCAGGCAACACAGACAUCUUCCCAGUCCUGGCAUCCUGCCCUCAGCCGGGUCGCUGAUGGCUACACCCAUGCUGUAUCUGCUGCUCCAGUGGUACAGCCU